Molecule: messenger RNA, 3620 nt
Organism: Cotesia glomerata
Lineage: Eukaryota; Metazoa; Arthropoda; Insecta; Hymenoptera; Braconidae
Gene: CASK
Product: peripheral plasma membrane protein CASK
Exons: 25
Coding region: 690-3557 (955 amino acids)
Biological process (GO): protein phosphorylation; regulation of neurotransmitter secretion
Cellular component (GO): plasma membrane; cell-cell junction
Molecular function (GO): protein kinase activity; signaling receptor binding; ATP binding
Source: RefSeq, a predicted model, not a curated record
AAAGGCAUGAAGUAUCGAUAAAAGAUAUCAAGCAUCGAAUGCUGCGGGAGGAAAAAAUUAAAUGAAACUGUAUUGAAGCAAAGUUAAAAAGUUUAUUUUAUUUAUUGCAGUUCACAAGAUGAUCGCCACGCCCGUGUAGUGACUCGAGGUCAGACGUGGAGGCGGCUUCGACGCAGUCGCUCAUCCUCUUGGGCAGUUUGCCUCGUAACCUGCACUCGUCUGAUUUCCUGUUUUUAAAAAUAAUUGUGCAAGUGGGCUACUGAAUAAAAUAAAUAAAAAAGAAGAUAAUUUGAGUGAAAAAAAGUGUGCAAUAAUUACUGCAGAAAGUGAGACAUAAAAAAAUGGCUAGAAAAAAAGAAGCCAUUGACUAUGUCUGUAUUUAAUUUUAUAAAAUAAUAAAUUUGUUGUCUGUUAAUCGUUAAAAAUUUAUAUCAGUGCAAGUGUUAUUAAAUUUACAUGUGAGUUAAAUGUAAUUGUCAACGAGGUUAUACGUGCGUGAAUGCUCAACCGGUGACGUGAAAAUUCAGCGUCAACUUCAGUCACGGCUUUAUAUAUUUAUCCACAUCCAGGUUACAAUUUCAUUUAUGGAUAAAAUAUAUCUAUAUAUAUGUACGGUUAGGAGUGACGUUUGCUUUCAGUAGACACGAUUUUUGGGUAAUUCUGGUGGACAGUUACCCCAGUGGGAGUGCAUGGACUCUCAGUCUGAGUCUCUUGUCACAAUGGCGGAUGACGAAGUGCUGUUCGACGAUGUUUAUGAGUUAGGAGAAAUAAUUGGCAAGGGACCAUUCAGUUUAGUAAGAAAAUGUGUUUUAAGACUAACUGGACAAAUAUUCGCUGUAAAAAUAGUCGACGUUGCAAAAUUUACAUCAAGUCCCGGAUUAAGUACCGCUGAUUUAAAAAGAGAGGCGACAAUAUGUCACAUGUUGAAGCACCCACACAUCGUGGAGCUGUUGGAAACGUACAGCUCCGAGGGGAUGUUGUAUAUGGUGUUCGAAUAUAUGGAUGGUUCAGACCUUUGUUUCGAGGUGGUGAGACGCGCAACCGCUGGAUUCGUUUACAGUGAAGCCGUAGCUAGUCAUUAUAUGAGGCAAAUUUUAGAGGCUCUCAAAUAUUGUCAUGAAAAUGACAUUAUUCAUCGAGAUAUAAAACCACAAUGUGCAUUGCUAGCCGGUAAAGAAAACUCGGCGCCUGUUAAAUUGCGGGGAUUUUGUGUCGCUACACAACUACCAGCUUCUACAAACAAUACAGAGAAUUACACGACCGAGUAUCGUCAGUACCUCAGCCCAAAGGGGCAGCUGUACUUGAAGACCGAUAGCGAGGGGAGAGUAGGCUGCAGGCAUUUCAUGGCUCCCGAAGUGAUUCAACGUCGACAGUACGGAAAGCCAGGGGACGUUUGGGCCGCUGGGGUCCUCUUACACGUAUUAUUGACUGGUACUCUGCCGUUCCUGGGAUCUGGUGAUCGUUUAAGAGAGGCAAUAUGCCGAGGACGUGUUCAAAUGGAAUCUCCGAUAUGGGAUUACAUUGGUGAGCCAGCGAAAGAUUUGAUAGAAAAAAUGUUGACAGUUGAUGUCAACCAUCGGAUAACGAUACAAGAAGUUCUUAAUCACAAGUGGCUUAGAGACCGAGACAAGGGUGCUGCGCGAAUUCAUUUAAGUGAAACUAUUGAGGAAUUGAAAAAAUUUAACUCUAGAAGAAAGCUCAAGGAAUCUGUUAGAAAAGCCAUUGACUCAUCCAAGUGGCACUUAGAUAAUUCUAGUGAUAAUUUUUCCGACGUCGGCGACGAUGAUAUUAUUUCCAAAGAUGCUGUAGAUGAAAUAUUGGACUCUCUAGAUGACAUAGAAAUUUUACAAGAGAGUGCGAGGCUCACUCGUGCUGAAGUGCUUUCUGCUGUCGAUGAUUAUUGGCUGCGUGGACUAUUGGAGUUGUACGACAGGAUCGAGACUAAAAUAAUUCCAACGCCGACUCGACCACCGCCAACAGAUGCCUCAAUUCGCUUGCGGGAAGUGGAGGAAUUAUUACGAGAAUUGGAAUUGUCCAAAUUUCGUAAUAUCGAUCUCUGUGAUUUACAUGAACUACAGGAAUUGCUCAGUCAACCUCAUAUUAAGUCAUUAUUGCAAGCUCACGAUGUAGCAGGCCACGAAGUUUACGGAGAAGAAGCGACGCGGGUGACUCCUCCUCCUUUGUUUCCGUACCUCAACGGCGGAGAUGACAUCGAGGGCCAAAAUGGAGACAUGGAUGUCGAAAAUGUCACCAGAGUUAGGCUGGUACAGUUUCAGAAGAACACCGACGAGCCCAUGGGAAUAACACUUAAGAUGAAUGAAGACGGAAAAUGUGUGGUAGCGCGAAUCAUGCACGGCGGAAUGAUUCACAAACAAGCGACCCUCCAUGUACUCGAUGAAAUAAAAGAGAUCAAUGGUGUUCCUGUUGCGAAUCAAUCCGUAAAUGCGCUUCAAAAAAUGCUGCGUGAAGCACGUGGAUCUGUGACAUUUAAAAUUCUACCCUCGUACAGGAUCGCUCCACCACCAUGCGAGUUGUUCAGGAUUAGGCCUCUGCCAGUAUUAAUAUUUGUACGCGCUCAAUUUGACUACGACCCACUGGAGGACGAGCUGAUACCGUGCGCUCAAGCCGGAAUCGCAUUCAAGACCGGCGAUAUUCUACAAAUUAUCAGCAAGGACGAUCACCAAUGGUGGCAAGCGCGCAAAGACAAUGUCGCGGGUUCCGCCGGGCUCAUUCCAUCUUCAGAGCUUCAGGAGUGGAAGAUCUCCAAUAUGGCUAUGAAGAAGAACAAGCCGGAACAAGAUGCUGAAGGGGAAGGUGGAUGCUCACCUCACACCGAGGGCUGUGACAGCUCGACAGUCAAUUGCUCAAUUUUUGGCCGCAAGAAAAAACAGUACAAGGACAAAUAUUUGGCGAAGCAUAAUGCGGUAUUCGACCAGCUGGAUCUGGUUACUUAUGAAGAAGUUGUUAAAGUACCACAUGAAGCAUUUCCACGAAAGACACUAGUAUUACUAGGAGCACAUGGUGUUGGUCGACGUCACAUUAAAAAUACAAUUAUUGCCAGGCAUCCAGACAAAUAUGCCUAUCCAAUUCCGCAUACAACGAGGCCUCCACGAAACGACGAAGAGAGUGGACGCAAUUACUAUUUUGUCACACAUGAUGAAAUGAUGACGGAUAUCAGCGCUAAUGAAUACUUAGAAUACGGUACACACGAGGACGCAAUGUACGGUACCAAGUUAGAUACGAUAAGAAAAAUCCACGAAGAAGGAAAAAUGGCUAUUCUAGACGUUGAACCUCAAGCAUUAAAAAUACUUCGUACCGCUGAGUUUGCUCCUUAUGUUGUUUUUAUCGCUGCACCCAUCGUACAAAAUCUUAAUGACUACGACGGAAGUCUGGAAAGACUUGGAAAGGAGUCGGACAUGCUGAAGCAGGCGUACGGACAUUUCUUCGAUCUGACGAUCGUCAAUGACGAUAUUGAUGAGACGAUUGCUCAGCUGGAAGGCGCAAUCGAUAAAAUACAAAAGACACCGCAGUGGACGCCAGUGAGAUGGGUCUACUGACAACGAUCACCCUCACGUAAUAAUGAUCCCUUAAAUUAUUACUAAUUAUUAAAAUAAAUAAAU